Cornus florida is the source of this 426-nucleotide messenger RNA. RefSeq lists its product as uncharacterized. The transcript has 3 exons. Lineage: Eukaryota; Viridiplantae; Streptophyta; Magnoliopsida; Cornales; Cornaceae. The record is from RefSeq and is a predicted model, not a curated record. Gene Ontology annotation, biological process: systemic acquired resistance. Gene Ontology annotation, molecular function: fatty acid binding. Bases 1 to 426 code for a protein of 141 amino acids.
AUGAGGAAAUAUCAUCCUCAAUGGAGAGUUGAGAGAAGAAAUACAAGUUUCAUUGUCUUAGUUGGGUCACCAAACAAGACGAAAUUGAGAAAAGUGAAAGGGGCUGAUGGGGCAGGACCAUGUGGGAGAGCUUCUCCAGACGAGGAGGCCAUGAAGAUGGCACCUUGUGCGAUGGCAGCACAAGAUGAGAAAGCCACUGUUUCAGGCAAUUGCUGCCUUCAGGUUAAGAAAAUAGGCCAGAAUCUGAGCUGCCUCUGUGCUGUUACGCUUUCUGACACGGCCAAGAGUUCUGGAAUCAAGCCAGAAGUUGCUAUGACCAUCCCCAAGCGCUGCAACCUCCCUAAGCAUCCUGUGUGGACCUUAUACAGUCCCUUGAUGGACUGCUAUGAACAAUAUGAUCAUCGAAACCAAGCACGAAUUACUUAA